AUUAUCCCAAAGGCUUAACUAGUAAGUGAACUCCACAUACUAACAUUGCAAAAGUGCAAUGGCCUCUUCUUCUUUCAUGGCCACUCCUAUAGUGUCUCUUCUUCUUCUGCUACUCUUGGUGGGUAGCUCCUCUGCUCAACUCUCCACCACCUUCUACUCAAAAUCUUGUCCCAACCUCGAAUCAACGGUGAAACCGGUCGUUCAAUCUGCGAUAUCAAAAGAGAAGCGAAUGGGUGCUUCGCUAGUUCGUCUAUUCUUCCAUGACUGCUUUGUCAAUGGAUGUGAUGGGUCAGUACUGCUAGAUGAUACAUCAACCUUCACAGGAGAAAAGAAUGCAACCCCUAAUAAGAAUUCAGCUAGGGGGUUUGAGGUAAUUGAUAAUAUAAAGACUGCUGUGGAGAAAGCAUGCCCUGGGGUUGUGUCCUGCGCUGACAUCGUGGCCACUGCUGCCCGAGACUCUGUGGUCAUUCUUGGAGGGCCUAAUUGGAAUGUUAAACUAGGAAGAAGAGAUGCUAAAACAACCAGCCAAUCAGCUGCAAAUAAUGGCAUCCCCCCACCAACUUCAAGCCUAAGCCAACUAAUCUCUAAGUUCCAAGGUGUGGGUCUCUCCACCAAAGACAUGGUUACCUUAGCCGGUGCCCACACAAUUGGUCAGGCAAGGUGCACUAACUUCAGAGCCCACAUAUACAAUGAUACCAACAUAGACAGUUCCUUUGCCCAGACAAGGAAAGGUAGUUGCCCAAAAGCUUCUGGGUCAGGAGACAACAAUUUAGCACCCCUAGACCUUCAAACUCCUACUUCUUUCGACAACAACUACUACAAGAAUCUCAUUAGUAAAAAAGGGCUCCUUCACUCUGAUCAGGAGUUGUUCAAUGGUGGAUCCACUGAUUCCAUUGUGAAGUCAUACAGCAGCAACCCUAGCACCUUUAACUCAGACUUCCCUGCAGCCAUGAUCAAAAUGGGAGAUAUCAGCCCCCUCACAGGUUCUAGUGGAGAGAUAAGGAAGAACUGCAGGAAGACCAACUAAGGGCAUGCAGUCUCUGCUUGGAUGAUUAAGACUAUUAUCUACUUAGUCUUAGGCUCUUACCUUUCUUAAGAUUUCAAAAAGAAGAUAUGAAGCUUUUAAGGGAUUUUUUUUUUCCCUUUUAAUGAAUGUUUAAAGGGAGUUCUUUGUUUUUGCAUUUUUGCUUUGUGGUUGUGAACUGUGAGUGAAGUAUUGUGUCUCACUUUCACUUGAUAUCCAAAAAUAAUUGUAUGUUUGACAUUAAUCUAAUCCUAUAAGAUAAAAGAUUGUGUGGCU
Molecule: messenger RNA, 1300 nt
Organism: Macadamia integrifolia
Lineage: Eukaryota; Viridiplantae; Streptophyta; Magnoliopsida; Proteales; Proteaceae
Product: peroxidase P7
Exons: 4
Coding region: 59-1027 (322 amino acids)
Biological process (GO): hydrogen peroxide catabolic process; response to oxidative stress
Molecular function (GO): peroxidase activity; heme binding
Source: RefSeq, a predicted model, not a curated record